CAGUGAGCAACAGCAGCUCGACCUCAAGGUGCGACAAGAAGUAAGCAGCCCAGGGAGGCAGGCCACCCGCAGGCCGGACGCGCGUCUUAGCCAUUUCAGGCCGAAGCUGAUCUCCUGAUAAGCAAGCGCGGCACGGUACGGCACAAACAAGGGAAGGUGCUGCUGAGUGUCUCUCUCUCCUUGUGUGAUCGCUAAGAACGCUCAGCCUCAAGCAAGCACACACAAAGGAGUUGGAAGCAUGGAGGACGAUGCUGCUGCAGCGACGAGCAUGGCUGAGAAGAACGUGGCCGUCCCCGUCGCGGUGGCGACGAAUGGUGCCGGCGAGAACGACAAGGUGGAGGAUCUGCCGGCGCCUGCACUGCCCAGCGGGUCGAGGAAGACGGGGCUCUAUCUUUUCAUCAUGGACAUCAGGAGUGUCUUCAAGCUCGAUGAGCUCGGAUCGGAGGUGUUGCGCAUUGCGGUGCCGGCCUCGCUCGCUUUGGCGGCUGAUCCGCUUGCUUCCUUGGUGGACACAGCGUUCAUCGGCCGUUUAGGUUCGGUGGAGAUUGCUGCUGUUGGUGUCUCGAUUGCCAUAUUUAACCAAGUCUCCAAAGUCUGUAUCUACCCCCUUGUUAGCGUAACAACAUCAUUUGUCGCAGAGGAAGAUGCUAUCAUUAGCAAAACUAUUGAUGAAAACAGCAGCCAAGACCUGGAGAAAGCUUCUCAUGUGGAUUCAGAAACCACCAAUUUGCCUGUAUCUGGUCCUGACAGGGCAGAAUGUGUCAGUUCAUGUAUCCCCGCAGAGUGUACAGAUCUCUCCAACCAAGGGUGCAAAAGGAAGUACAUACCUUCGGUCACAUCAGCGCUAAUAGUUGGUUCCAUUCUUGGGCUGCUUCAGGCCAUCUUCCUGAUUUUUUCAGCGAAAUUUGUACUAAGUAUCAUGGGUGUGAAAUCUGAUUCGCCAAUGCAAAUACCUGCGGUUCGCUACCUAACAAUAAGAUCACUUGGUGCCCCUGCUGUGCUGCUGUCUCUGGCCAUGCAAGGGGUUUUCCGGGGUUUCAAGGACACCAGGACACCGUUAUAUGCUACUGUGGUCGGAGAUGCAACAAAUAUCAUACUAGACCCAAUUUUGAUGUUUGUUUGCCAUAUGGGUGUCACUGGUGCAGCUGUUGCUCAUGUUGUUUCUCAGUACCUGAUAACAUUGAUACUGUUGUGUCGGCUCGUCCGGCAAGUUGAUGUUAUCCCUCCUAGCAUUAAAUCCCUGAAAUUUGGGCGGUUUCUUGGAUGUGGAUUCCUACUGCUUGCAAGAGUUGUAGCAGUGACGUUCUGCGUCACCCUGGCGGCGUCGCUGGCUGCUCGCCAUGGACCAACCAUCAUGGCAGGCUUCCAGAUCUGCUGCCAGCUCUGGCUUGCCACGUCUCUUCUUGCUGAUGGAUUGGCCGUGGCAGGACAGGCAGUGCUUGCAAGUGCGUUUGCCAAGAAUGAUAAGAAGAAGGUGGUCAUCGCGACAUCUCGUGUACUGCAGCUGAGCAUUGUCCUUGGCAUGUGUCUCACUGUUGUGCUGGGGCUUGGCAUGAGGUUUGGAGCUGGCAUUUUCACAAAGGACCUGCCCGUGAUCGAAGUCAUUCACAAAGGCAUCCCGUUUGUAGCAGGCACCCAGACGAUAAAUGCCCUGGCCUUCGUGUUCGAUGGCAUCAACUUUGGAGCAUCAGACUACACAUUCUCUGCUUACUCCAUGGUUGGCGUAGCGGCUGUAUCAAUACCGUGUCUGGUAUACCUGUCUGCGCAUAACGGAUUCAUCGGUAUAUGGAUCGCAUUGACGAUCUAUAUGAGCCUGAGGACCAUAGCUAGCACCUGGAGGAUGGGGGCAGCGAGGGGACCAUGGGCGUUUCUCCGGAAGUGAUGGAUUGCAUUCCAAGAUUGAGGAUGGUUGAUCCCAUGUAAAAUCAGCAUAUAUAGUAUAUAUAGUAUGUGUCGUGUCGCUGUUUAAGCUUCGGGUAUCGGAGUUAGAUGGAGCUAUUGCUUCUCGAUCGUCUGAGCUGUGGGGAGAGUUUACAUUGUCCCAGUGAUUUCAUGAUAUUGUUGUGCGCCAGUGAUGGGAAUUUAAUAUUAUACAUGGGUACAUUGGUCUCUCUA
This is a messenger RNA of Phragmites australis (common reed), 2115 nucleotides long. RefSeq names its product protein DETOXIFICATION 42-like. The coding region runs from base 239 to 1882 and encodes 547 amino acids. The transcript is spliced from 14 exons. Gene Ontology annotation, biological process: transmembrane transport. NCBI's taxonomy places the organism in Eukaryota, Viridiplantae, Streptophyta, Magnoliopsida, Poales, Poaceae. Gene Ontology annotation, cellular component: membrane. The record is from RefSeq and is a predicted model, not a curated record. Gene Ontology annotation, molecular function: antiporter activity; xenobiotic transmembrane transporter activity.